Brassica oleracea var. oleracea is the source of this 628-nucleotide messenger RNA. Its product is annotated as macrophage migration inhibitory factor homolog. The coding region runs from base 165 to 503 and encodes 112 amino acids. The record is from RefSeq and is a predicted model, not a curated record. NCBI's taxonomy places the organism in Eukaryota, Viridiplantae, Streptophyta, Magnoliopsida, Brassicales, Brassicaceae. Gene Ontology annotation, molecular function: phenylpyruvate tautomerase activity. The transcript has 3 exons.
UUCUUAUUAAACACUUCAUUAACUUGGAGACGAUUUUUUCUUCUUUUUUUUUUUUUUUUUGUCACAGAGACAUGUUUUCUUCUAAGUUCUCUAUUUAUUGGCCAUAUUCUUGGAAAUAAGCUUAAGGGCAUCAAGAAACGGGCGUUGGUGUUGACGGUAACAAAAUGCCUUGUCUUUACAUUACAACUAACGUCAAUUUGGACGGCUUCAAAACCGAUCCGUUCUACUCGGAAGUCACCAAAGCCGUCGCUUCUAUCGUUGGACGGCCUGAGAACUUGGUGAUGGUGGUGUUGAAGGGGUCAAUAGAGAUAGUAUUCGGUGGAAACAAAGAAGCAGCUGCAUAUGCAGAGAUUGUGUCGAUGGGAGGCAUCACCAAGCAAGUUAAGAGGCAGCUUAUUUCAACCGUUGGUUCUAUUCUUCACACUCAUUUUUCUAUUCAUCCCAGUCGUUUUAUCUUUAAAGUUUUUGAUAUCAAUUCUUUGCCUCUUCCUUCUAAACUAUAGUUUUAUGAUCUGUCUAUUAUUGUUCAUACUUGACUUUUUCGAGUUAACGAACAACACAUAUCUCUUCUUGAACCUUUUUGUAUCAUUAAUUAUAUGUUUACAAGCUUUAUUAUACUAUCACAUCA